CCUCCAUUCUGUCCACAGUUCAGUAAGCAAUAAAGUUCAUGCUUACAUUUGAAGAAAAAUCUUGUGAUAUCUUAUUAGCUUUGAGAAACCAUAUUACAUCGCAGCUGAUCAGUGAGGGAAAAACCCUAACUAGAAAGACAAAGCGAUCUAAAAGUCGGUGGUUCUUCUUUUGCGAGUACCAGGUUCUUCGUUCUGACUCAACGGGAGGUGUAUAGCUGACCGCACGGGUCGUAUUUUACAGUUUACAAAUCAGAGCGAAUACAAAGUCGCGAUGCCCAGCACGAGGAACAGAAGUCGUGUACCUGACCAGUCAAGCAAUAAAAUCGGCGUGAGCGAUUUUGAAAAGAGAGAAUUCGUCUCGCGAGUGAAAAGAUGUAAACUUAAAACGAAAAAAACGCCUAACAACAAGAAAUUACAUGGGCAAUUCGAGGAACAGACCGAAGACACCGAGUUGAUAAUGAAAGAUAGCAAGGCAAGAGUUCCGAAAACGAAGAAAGAACAACUAACGGAAACAUUGCUUUGGCUUGAAGAAAACUAUGUAAUGUGUGAAGGUGUCUGCCUUCCACGCUGUAUUCUGUACGCUCAUUAUCUGGACUUCUGUCGAAGGCAUAGUGUCGAUGCAGCAUGUGCUGCAACGUUUGGAAAGACGAUACGACUGAAGUUUCCUCAACUAACCACAAGAAGGCUGGGAACCCGCGGUCAUUCAAAAUAUCACUACUACGGAAUAGGUAUCAAGGAAUCCUCUGCUUAUUAUCACUCGGUAUACUCAGGCAAAGGUUUAACGAGAUUUUCUGGGUCAAAAGUCAAGAAUGAGGGCUCAUUUUCAGUUCGAAAAUACUCACUCAGCUCCAAAACUGGAACACUGUUACCAGAUUUCCCAAAUCCAAGGCUACUGGAGUUACCGGAGAAAAUAUCAUUAGAAAAGGUUGAAACGUUCGUAGUUAUGUACAAGACUCACUGUCAAUGUAUACUGGACACUGCAAUUAAUGCAAAUUUUGAUGAGAUAAAAAAUUUUCUUCUCCAUUUUUGGCAAGGAAUGCCCGAUCACCUUCUGCCACUGAUGAACACAGAGGUCGUUGCUGAUGUCAUUUGUGUUUGUGACUCAAUUUUAUACAAGGUUCUCAUGGAUGUUUUGGUUCCAUCUACAAUGCAAGACGUGCCAGAAGGUCUCCUCGCUGAUAUCAGGACCUUCGCGAGACAUUUGGAGUCCUGGGUAAUAGCUGCUACAGUUGAGCUACCGGAUUAUCUUAAAAUGGGAAAAAUUCAAGCUGUGAGACGUUUUGUUCAGUCACUGAGAAGACAGACAUCUUUCCUGCAUCUUGCGCAGACCGCACGACCCGUUUUAGCAAAUCAAGAGGUUGUCGAUCACAUGGUUAAAGACGUUGAGAAGCUAGACAAUGGAAACAGUGCAAGACAAACUGUUCACACAAAGACUGAGAAGGAAUGCGAGGAUGGGUUUGAUAAUGAAUUUCUCCAAGAUUUCGUGGAACUGCUGCGGGAACAAGCUCCUUUGGAAUCUUACGUGGAAUGGCUAGAUAGACUGGUCGAGACAAAGAUUAUUAGGCCCUGCGAAGGCACUAGUGACGACUUCAAAAGCCGAGCCCAGGAGUUUCUUUUAAGAUGGUCAUUCUUGGGAGCGAGGCUGAUGCACAAUCUUACGCUGAACGCCUCGACGCACUUCGGUUCAUUUCACCUCAUCAGAAUGCUUCUUGAUGAGUAUAUGCUGCUCGUUAUUGAAACAAAAUUCUACAACGAAACGGAGGAGAAGCUACAAGAAAUGUUGGACAGGCAUCUCAAAAUGGGUGAGGGAGUCGACAAAGAAAAAUCUCCGCUUCGAGUACAAACCGUUGUGACAAAAACAAAGUUCACAGUUCCCGAUAGCGUUGUACUCAACGGAGGCAAACUGCCUCCUAAGAUUGAAGUCGAAGAACCUGAAUACACUUGUCGUCCGUCCAAUCGCAACAAGCGGACGAAGUCACGUGAUCACCUAAAUGGCGUGAAACCAAGGCCCAAGAAACUGUCCUCUCAUCGCCUGAGCGCAUGCUCUAUGAUGAGUGAACCGAUGUCGCCUGCGAUGAAUGGUUUCCCGCCCACACCGCUGGAGUCGACCGCCUUCAUUAUGCCGUCUCCUAAGGAGAAUUACUUUCCUGGUCACAAUGGAAUGCCUCAAGCGCCUGUGCUCACGCCACCUGUGUCACCAGCGGUUUCGACAGGAUUACCCAGAAACGCUCUAGGGAACAGCAACUUCUCACAAGUGACGUACACAGCCUUAGGCGAGAAAAAGCAGCCUUGGGGAUAUGCCAUACACGGCGAUGUAAACCCUUCAUCUGAGGCGAUUGACAGCCUGGUUGCGCAGCACUUCAAUAACUGCGGGCUUGGUGGAUUCGUGGCGCCAAAUCGGUACCAGGCUCCGGCGACUAACGAGAGUUGUUACAUGGCUAAUGGCUAUGAUCACAGUCAACAGUACGUUGAAAAUGGUACUGGUCAUUCAGGUCCCUCGCCAUAUCACGCGAUGAUGAAUCACGCAAACGUACCUUAUCCACAAGUAAUGCAAGGCUACUAUAUGCCAGUCACGCAACACGCAUCACGCAAUCACGUGGAGCACGUGAGCACAAGCGCAGAAGUUCCUUUGAUGGCCUGCAGUAUGGUUUACUCUGAAGCGCCAGGAAUGUUGGAUGAGGGAGUCGGGGUCGGGGAACACACGGACGAAAAUGAGGAAUACAUCAACAUGACAGUCCACAAGCUAUUUAACGGCGACUGUGAGUUGGAAAAGAUGGAUUGUGUUGAUGAACCAGGAAUACUUCCUUCUAUCAAUUCACUUCUUACAGAAGCAGCCAUUUAGAUAUCACAAAGAAACUGAAAAACUUUUUUCUUCGAAAAAAUGUACAGAAACAAAUCCAGAGGAUAUUUUGCGCGAUCUUCUUAUCACUUACGGCUUGAACAUGGCAAUUUCGAGAGUAAAUUCCAACAAUUUUAUUUGAUUAACUUUUUUCGCGCUGGAAAUUCCCUGAAAAAACUAAUCUUGGUCAUUUUGAAACAGCAUUUUUUUGGAUAAACGGACCCAAGGAGAUCACUCAAAACUUCUCAACUUUCCCUGUAAUAAUUUUAGAAAAAACGUUCAGCAUAUUUUGGAGAACAGCACGUCAUGAAGUUCUCAUCGGCAACUACAGUUGUCGAGCUCGUUCAGAUUUACUCUCAAUUAUCUAUAACCUGUCAAAAAUUCACUGAUGAUAAAUUAUGAUUCAAACGUAAUAGAGAGUCGUGUUCAGAAUCUCUAAAAUAUUCACCAAAAAUUUGCAAAAUUAUCGGCUUAAUUGUAUUUCAAUCAUUCGUUUAGGUUUCGUUUAUCCCUGUCAUAUAAUUGUUUUUGUUAUCACUACGUAUGCUAACAAGUUAGAUAGGAAAUUAGAUCAUGAUUUUAAAUUUUGAUUUUAGUGGUUAAAUGAUAUAUCACAUAUUUGAAAAUAAGAAUGAAAAUAAUUCUGAGAUGAACGAAUGAAAAUGAUUGAUAAGAAUUAGAAAUUUCAAUGAAACACAUUUUGUAAAAUAGGAAAUAUCAUGAAGCGACAUAUUUUUAUACCGUAGCUUAUUUUUGUGUAUAUUUCAUAUUUUAUAUGGCUGUAUUUUUGUAUUUUAAACACUUGUUCCUACUCCGACUUU
This is a messenger RNA of Pocillopora verrucosa, 3660 nucleotides long. Its product is annotated as DNA-binding protein RFX6-like. Gene Ontology annotation, biological process: regulation of transcription by RNA polymerase II. Gene Ontology annotation, molecular function: RNA polymerase II cis-regulatory region sequence-specific DNA binding; DNA-binding transcription factor activity, RNA polymerase II-specific. NCBI's taxonomy places the organism in Eukaryota, Metazoa, Cnidaria, Anthozoa, Scleractinia, Pocilloporidae. The record is from RefSeq and is a predicted model, not a curated record.